Messenger RNA from Tupaia belangeri chinensis (Chinese tree shrew), 1761 nucleotides. It is a transcript of the gene NAGPA, whose product is annotated as N-acetylglucosamine-1-phosphodiester alpha-N-acetylglucosaminidase. NCBI's taxonomy places the organism in Eukaryota, Metazoa, Chordata, Mammalia, Scandentia, Tupaiidae. Gene Ontology annotation, biological process: secretion of lysosomal enzymes. The record is from RefSeq and is a predicted model, not a curated record.
AGCCGCCGCGGCGUCCCCGAGUCACGUGAACUCGCCCCACGUGACCCGAGGCCUGCGUCCAACAUGGCGGCCUCCACGGGUCUCCGGCUCUGCUUCCUGCUUACGCUGUUCGGCGUCCUCGGGGAAUGGCCACCGGAGAGUGCCUGGGAAACGUGGUGAGCGACGGGCGGCCGGUGAGCAGCUCCGGGGGGCUGCAGAACGCACAGUUCGGGAUCCGCCGCGACGGGACCCUGGUCACUGGGUACCUGUCUGAGGAGGAGGUGCUGGACACCGAGAACCCAUUUGUGCAGCUGCUCAGUGGGGUCGUGUGGCUGAUCCGCAAUGGAACCGUCUACAUCAACCAGAGCCAGGACAUUGAGUGCGAGGAGACUCAGGAGACAGGUUCCUUUAGCAAAUUCAUAAACGUCAUAUCAGCCAGGACAGCCGUGGGCCAUGACCGUCAGGGGCAGCUUGUGCUCUUCCACGCCGACGGGCAGACAGAGCAGCGUGGCCUUAACCUGUGGGACAUGCUGAAACAGGACGUGGUCAACGCCAUCAACCUAGAUGGGGGCGGCUCUGCCACCUUCGUGCUCAACGGGACCUUGGCCAGCUACCCAUCAGAUCACUGCCAGGACAACAUGUGGCGCUGUCCCCGCCGUGUGUCCACUGUGGUGUGUUUGCAUGAGCCACGCUGCCAGCCACCCGACUGCAACGGCCACGGGGCCUGCGUGGAGGGGCGCUGCCAGUGCACGGGCCACUUCUGGCGGGGAGCCUCCUGCAGCGAGCUGGACUGCGGCCCCUCCAACUGCAGUCAGCACGGACUCUGCACAGAGACUGGCUGCCGCUGUGACGCCGGGUGGACAGGCUCCAACUGCAGCGAAGAGUGUCCCCUUGGCUGGCACGGGCCAGGCUGCCAGCAGCCCUGCAUGUGUGAGCACCAGGGUCCCUGCGACCCCCAGACCGGCAACUGCAGCUUUUCCCGAGGGAAGCAGUGUCUGCAGCCAUCUGAGGCCACGCCGAGGGCAGGAGAACUCUAUUUUUUCACCCAGACCACCUGGCUGGCCCUCACACUGGCCCUGGCCUUCCUCCUCCUGACCAGCGUGGCCGUGAACGUGUCCUUGCUCUUGGGCUCCCGGGCAGAGAGGAGCCGGCACCUGGACGGGGACUAUGCCUACCUUCCACUGCAGGAGAUGAAUGGGGAGCUCCUGGCCACUGAGAAGGGACAGCCGGGGGACACCAGCACCCCCUUCAAGGAUUGAGGAAGGGCUCCUCACAACACCAUCCAGCUUCUACAGGGGACAUUCCGAGGCCACUGCCGUGGACCACCUGGGCACACCUGGGCCCCACCCGCACCUGUCCACCUGCCAAGGCCCACGCACCGCCAGCAAGUCAGUGCUGCCUGAGAUGUCCCACCACCCCUGCUCGUGCUGCUGCCCAGAGGCCUGUCCCACCCCCCAGGAGGGCCUGCUCCGAUGCCAAAGAGUCUCAGCCUCCUGGGGGAGGGGCUGCCAGCAAACCUACCCGAACUCAGUGGCCGAAUCAAGUGGCAGAGCCCAGCACCCCCCACACACAACACAAGGGGAGAAUGAAGGGACAAGCCUGCCUAUGGCCACAUCAUGGGACUCUGUACAGACCAGCCCUGCCAACUAGCCCUGUCUCCAGUCAUAGGAAAGGCCUUAGAUGAAGGGAUGGAGGGAGGCAGGCGAUGCCGUGUUUACAGACCUGUUUACCCUGCUGCUGAGAGGUUUUCUAUCACUUGAAUAAAUUGAUAUAAUAAAAGGA